GCAAAAACGAAGUAAAACGAUGGCUUACUGUGGUCGAGAACGCACCGAAUCUUACUAAACGGAAAACAACGGGACUAACGAACGUCCGUUGUCAGGUCACUAACAAAAUAAUUAAAAAGAAAAAAAAAAAAGGAAAAAGCCGAGACUUGAGGAAGAAGGACUAUGUAGAACUGAAAACUUGGAAGAAUAUCCAAAAGCGUAUACCAAUGGGGGAGAGGAAUAUUCUACGCCGAGAUUCAACCCUGUUCUAUUUCUCUCAUGGUCUCCCAUGUAUACCCAUCUCCUCCAAACUGUUUAUUACAAUAACAAAUCUAUAAAAUCCCUUUUGUAUCCCCUUCUCCUCCAUCACUCUGCAAUCCAUAAAAUAAUGGCUCUUAAAGCCGUCCAUGUCUCCGACGUGCCUAACCUCGACCAGGUCCCUGAGAGUGCUUCUCUUGCUCUCUGCACCGCCAGCUUCUCCAAAGGGGUGGAAUUAAAUAGGGUACCGUAUAAGAUACCAAAGUUUCUAGUGGUUGGACAUAGAGGGAAUGGAAUGAAUGUAUUGACUUCGAUGGACCAAAGAAUGAAAGCUAUCAAAGAGAACUCUAUAAUGUCCUUCGAUUCUGCUGCUAAAUUCCCUAUUGAUUUCAUCGAAUUCGACGUUCAGGUUACCAAUGAUGACUGUCCUGUCAUUUUCCAUGACGACUUCAUCAUCUCUGAAGAGAAUGGUGUUAUUUUUGAAAAGAGAGUGACAGAGCUAUGCUUAUCUGAAUUCCUGUGCUAUGGCCCCCAAAAUGAAGCAGGGAAGAUUGGCAAGUCUCUUCUAAGAAAAACAAAAGAUGGGAAAAUUGUCAACUGGAAUGUAGAGAAAGAUGACUCUCUUUGCACAUUGAAAGAUGCAUUUCAACAAGUGGACCCUUCUGUGGGCUUCAACAUAGAAUUAAAGAUCGAUGAUCACAUUGUCUACCAAGAAGACCAUCUCGUCCAUGUCCUUCAAGCCAUCUUGAAGGUGGUGUUUGAAAAUGUUCAUGAUAGACCCAUAAUCUUCUCAUCCUUCCAUCCUGAUGCAAUACUGCUUGUCAGGAAAAUGCAAAGUACAUAUCCUGUUUUCUUUCUGACGGAGGGAGGAACUGAAAUUUUCUAUGAUGUGAGGAGGAACUCUCUAGAGGAGGCUAUGAAGGUGUGCAUAGAAGGUGAUCUAGAUGGGGUUGUUUCUGAAGUCAAAGGGAUUUUCAGAAAUCCUGGGGCAGUGUCCAAAAUCAAGGACGCCAACCUCUCCCUUCUAACCUAUGGAAACUUGAAUAAUGUGCCUGAAGCUGUUUAUAUGCAACACUUAAUGGGCAUAAAUGGAGUGAUAGUUGAUCAGGUUAAAGAGAUAACUGAGGCUGUAUCUGAUAUGAUAAAGCCAUCUAAGGUGGAUGAGGAAGAGGAGGAGGAGGUAAAAUCAAAUCCUCAGUUCUCACAGAAGGAGCUCACAUUUCUUCUGAAGCUGAUUCCACAGUUGAUACAGGAGUGAUGCAAAAUGCUCCUUUGUUAUACACUACAGUUUCUCAAUUUAGGCUCCCUUUUGAUAGCUUGUACAUGAUGUAUAUCCUCUUGGGAGCUCAACAUGCAUACAUACGUCCCCACAACGUGAACAGGAAGAAGAGCAACCAUUUUUAGAACUUGUUUGAUUGAGAUAACUCAACUAGCAAGAAGUGUUAAAAUUCUAUUUGUUUAGUUGGUCUUUUUUUAUAUUUUCUGAAGAGUCAAA
This is a messenger RNA of Manihot esculenta (cassava), 1732 nucleotides long. Its product is annotated as glycerophosphodiester phosphodiesterase GDPD1, chloroplastic. The coding region runs from base 269 to 1495 and encodes 408 amino acids. The record is from RefSeq and is a predicted model, not a curated record. Gene Ontology annotation, molecular function: phosphoric diester hydrolase activity. The transcript is spliced from 7 exons. Gene Ontology annotation, biological process: glycerophospholipid catabolic process. NCBI's taxonomy places the organism in Eukaryota, Viridiplantae, Streptophyta, Magnoliopsida, Malpighiales, Euphorbiaceae.